UGUGCGAUCUUCGUGGUGCAAGUGUGUAGAAAGUGGAGAUUUGUUUGUUGCGGUUUUUGUGAGCAUAAUACGCAUACAUCACAAUGAAGGCAUUCGUGCUGGGAUCUGCUGUACUGCUGCUGGCUUCGGCCACGGCUUCCGCCUCCUACCUCGGUGUGGCGCUGUCGUCGCAGUACCAGGCGCAUGACGGUAUCGGUGGGUACGCGUACGGUUACGCCGAACCGAACUCGCAGAAGCACGAAACGAAGGAUGCGCACGGUGUUACGCACGGUGGCUACUCGUACGUCGAUGCGAACGGGCAUGUGCAGAGCGUGAAGUACACGGCCGACCCGAUCCACGGCUUCCAGGUGUCCGGUACGAACCUGCCGCAGGGUCCGGCACCGCAUGCCGUCCCGGUGCCGGCCUGGAACGCGUACGCGUACGCCCCGGUCGUGCUCGGCCACAAUGGUGCCCCGAUCGAGACGCCGGAAGUGCAGGCCGCCAAGGCUGCACACUUUGCCGCCCAUGCCGCCGCUAAGGCCCGCCUGCACAAGCGCUCGCUGUACCCAUCGUGGACGUAUGCCGCCGCCGCCCCGGUAGUCCUCGGACACAACGGAGUCCCGCUCGAUACGCCCGAAGUUGCGCACGCCAAGGUGGAACACGCUGCCGCACAUGCGAAGGCCCUCGGAUAUGCGCACCCGCAGGCCGGUCCGGUCGCGGACACGCCGGAAGUCGCCCACGCUAAGGCUGCCCACGCUGCCGCCCACGUUGCUGCCCGCGCCAACCAUCAUGCCGUCGCCCCGGUGACCGUGGCCCACACGCACGCCGUCCAUGCCGCGCACGUCAGCCAUGCCGCACACUACCCGCAGCACAUCCCGGUGAUCAAGAACGGAGUGCCGGUCGAAACGCCGGAAGUCCAGCAUGCCAAGGCCGCACACUUUGCCGCGGUCGCGAAGGCCCAGGGAUAUGCGCCGGCCCAUGCCCACUCGUACUACCCGCAGCACAUCCCGGUCAUCCACAACGGUGUGCCGGUGGAGACGCCCGAGGUGCAGCACGCCAAGGCCGCACACUAUGUCGCCAUCGCGGAGGCUAGCGCACGCGCCGGUUCCGGUGCCUGGGCCCCGGCCGGCCACGAGGACGACGGUAGCUACGAUGGCCGAUGGGACAACCACUACUAGAGCUCGCGUCUUAUUUUUACGGCACGGUCGGAUGUGCUUCCGUCACGGUCGCAAAAAAAAAAGAAACGCCACAACUGUAUAUGCUAACCUAACAAUACUCGAACCAAAUACUCGAACUCUGUCAAACUCCCGCUGUCUUCUUUCCAAAAACCUGCGGCCACGGUCCGGAGUGAGGAAUGCGCCCGCAUCUUGCAGUAUUAUACUCCACAAGCCGUUACCCAGUCCCAUCUACUGUUUGUCUAUCGUCCCCACUCGCGUGGUUUAGCUUCUGCGAAUAUCCCGCAGGUGUUCCGGAGGGAGGGUGAGAUCUACUGUCAUCCCAUCCCGCCCAAAUGCAAGGCACAUGCAGGAGGUUGCUCCCGUUGAGGAAAAACGAAGUAAAACGAGCUAGUAAAUUUUGAGUGCGACAUCAACCGCCAUCACCCUUACAAGGAUUGUCUCACCUUCCACGAUGCCGGAAGGAUGGAGUUUUCCGUAUGGCGGAAUAGCCAUACCCCCGGAAGAAGGUAUAUAGCGGGAGCCACCAUCACACCAUGGGAAACCCGGGUUGGACGUCAACAUCUCGGAAACGGCCACUCGGUGGGGGUCCUGCACCAACAGCUGCACCCUAAAUGCAGCGAGCCCGUUCCGGCUCCUUUCAGAACAGCCAACCAAUCGUAAAGGGAACACCGUACAUCGUCCAAGCCCGGAACGUCGAGCGAAGCGGCAGGAACCGCCACCAGUGACGCACCGCACAACAUACACCGGUGCAACAUUCCCGUCCAUUACCCUGCCCGAAGAUGUGUUACGAUGUGCCAGGUUGUGGAUGCACCUUCCGCAUCUGCAACAGGAAGCAACAAACAACCCUCCUCCUCAGUCAGUCAGAAGUCAAAAACCGACCACCUGCCAUGACCAUGACCACCAUCAGCGAAUGAAGACCUCGGGAUAGCAACGUAUCAACUGCAAACAUACAUCGAAAAUGUAUAAAAAAUUAAACAAAAAAAAAACACACGAACAAGAGAUGUUCCA
Messenger RNA from Anopheles moucheti, 2165 nucleotides. It is a transcript of the gene Cpr92F, whose product is annotated as pupal cuticle protein. The record is from RefSeq and is a predicted model, not a curated record. The transcript has 2 exons. Gene Ontology annotation, molecular function: structural constituent of chitin-based larval cuticle. Lineage: Eukaryota; Metazoa; Arthropoda; Insecta; Diptera; Culicidae. Bases 84 to 1157 code for a protein of 357 amino acids. Gene Ontology annotation, cellular component: chitin-based extracellular matrix.